Molecule: messenger RNA, 1583 nt
Organism: Wyeomyia smithii (pitcher-plant mosquito)
Lineage: Eukaryota; Metazoa; Arthropoda; Insecta; Diptera; Culicidae
Product: transmembrane protein 68
Exons: 5
Coding region: 503-1489 (328 amino acids)
Cellular component (GO): membrane
Molecular function (GO): acyltransferase activity
Source: RefSeq, a predicted model, not a curated record
GUGAUUGUUGUCUUUUUACAUUCACACAACCAAAGAGGAUCCAACUGAUCGUAAACAGUAGAAAAGCACUUUAGAUAGAAUCGAACAUUGAAUAAAAAGAGAUCACAAGUUUGCAAAACAGUCAGGUUUUCUAUGAAGCCUUUCUACCUUGUACCACGGCAUCGUUUUGUUUACGCACGGCUGACUCUUUUCUAGGUCAUGUUUAGACGAAAGUGUUUCUUAAGUUUAACAUAUCAAUAAUACGUCGAUAGUGCAAUGAUCUGUUCGAAGCACAAUGAAUGUGAAUGAAGCGUUUCAAAAGAGCUUAUCAGAGGCUUUUACGUCACUUGCAGACUACAUAUUUCAUCAGAAGUAGAGAAAGGAAAAAUCAAUUCUUAAUCAUAAUGCUGUAACGUCACCUAGUGAGAGUCGAGGCGUUAGUAUUUUGUAGGAAUGUGUGUUUUGGGAUCGAAACCCUUAUUAUCGAGACGAAAAAAACAGUAAUUAUAAUCUAAACCUGACAAUGGGCUCCGUAGCCGAGGAAUUGAUAGCUUUGAACAAUGACACCGUGCUUAACUCAAUAUUCAGUUUUGUCGGACAGUACGUCGACUUAAACUACUCGAUAUGGCUCUAUAGGCUUUUGACACCCUUAUUGGUUACAUUCGUACUGCCCUCAUUCUUUGUGCUACUAAUUUACUUAUCCAUUUCGUUCCUUUAUGUAUACAAAUUACACAGUCGGUUUAUACUGCAAGUUUACAAUGAUGGAGACUUUGACUUCUGGGAUGUCGCACGAACUCUUGUCGCCGUGGUGUGGGAUGCUCACGGAUGGAUAUUCCACGGCUAUGAGGUUUGCGGAAUGGAAAACCUGCCGGAGAGCGGACCCGCAUUAAUCAUUUACUACCACGGUGCUAUUCCCAUCGAUAUGUACUACUUAGUAGCUCGAGUGUACCUCAAGCGAUCAAGACUGAUUUACACCGUCGGUGAUCGUUUUCUGGGGAAACUGCCCGGUUGGGCCUGCCUAGCACGGGUUAUGAAAAUCAGCCCUGGUACGGUGCAAUCCUGCGCAAAUGUCUUAAAGGAGGGUAACAUGCUAUCAAUUGCUCCUGGAGGUGUGUACGAGGCUCAAUUUGGAGACAGUAACUAUGAGUUGCUGUGGCAACGGCGUGUAGGAUUCGCUAAAGUGGCCAUCGAAUCAAAGGCGCCCAUCAUUCCCAUGUUUACGGAAAACCUUCGCGAAGGAUUUCGCUCGAUCGGAUUCGCCAAACGAUUAUUCAUACGGUUGUAUAACAUUGUCCGGUUCCCGGUUCGGCCAGUAUACGGCGGGUUUCCGGUUAAAUUUCGCAGCCACCUUGGCAAACCCAUCUAUUACGAUUCUUCACUAACGCCAGAACAGCUGCAGGAGAAAGUAGCAUACGCUAUCGAGGAGUUGAUCAACAAAAAUCAACGGCUGCCCGGCAGUAUACUGCAUGGACUGGGGGAUCGCUUCAUAAGCAAACAGAAAAACCAGUGAACAAGCACGUUUAGUAUAAGGGGACUGGAACAAAAUACGUGGUAUUUGUACUUAAAUAAAGCUUUAAAGUAUAAGGUGUGUUUGCCGUUUAAAA